CUGUUCAGGUUCCGCCAUUGCCGCUUGGCAGGUCCUGCUCCUGAGAGAGGCCCAGGGAGCUGAGCCAGUGCUGCCCUGUGAACUCCCUGGCCCGCAGGAGCCCUCUGGAGGACACCCGACUCCUCAGGAGCUGGGAAGGGUGUAGCCCUGCAGCCCACUUCAUGCUUCCAAGGCUGGAGAACACACACACACCUUCAGUGUUGGUGUCAUUUGAAGAUGUGGCUGUGGACUUUACCCAGGAAGAAUGGCAGCACAUGGACAACACUCAGCGGACCCUGUACAGGGAUGUGAUGCUUGAGACUUAUAGCAAUCUGCUGUCCUUGGGAUACCAUGUGACAAAGCCUGAUGUGAUCUUGAAAUUGGAGCAAGAUUCAGCACCAUGGACAGUGGACAAAUCUACAAACCGGAGACUUCCAGACCCCUACCGAAAGAAUGAGCUGCUUGGAGUGAAUCAGAAAAGUCAAGAAAUAAUAUUCAGGCAAGUUGUAAUCACAAAAAUUGUCUAA
Messenger RNA from Ochotona princeps (American pika), 506 nucleotides. Its product is annotated as zinc finger protein 334-like. The record is from RefSeq and is a predicted model, not a curated record. Gene Ontology annotation, biological process: regulation of DNA-templated transcription. Lineage: Eukaryota; Metazoa; Chordata; Mammalia; Lagomorpha; Ochotonidae. The coding region runs from base 162 to 506 and encodes 114 amino acids. The transcript is spliced from 5 exons.